CGAAGAUGGCGGGUGGCGUGGACGGCCCCAUAGGGAUCCCGUUCCCCGAUCACAGCAGCGACAUCCUCAGCAGUCUGAAUGAGCAGAGAAACAACGGGCUGUUGUGCGACGUGGUCAUCUUGGUGGAAGGCCAGGAGUUCCCCACCCACCGCUCCGUCCUGGCGGCGUGCAGCCAGUACUUCAAGAAGCUCUUCACCUCAGGGUUAGUGGUGGACCAGCAAAACGUGUAUGAGAUAGACUUUGUGAGUGCGGACGCCUUGUCGGCUCUGCUGGAGUUCGCUUACACCGCGACCCUUACCGUCAGCACUUCAAAUGUCAACGACAUCCUCAAUGCCGCCACACUGCUGGAGAUCCCGGCGGUAAGGGAUGUUUGCACGGAUCUCCUGGACAGGAAGAUUCUGGCCAAAAAUGACCAGAUGGAUACAGUAGAUCAAAUUGAUCAAAGGAACCAUCUCAGAGCAAAAGAGUACCUGGAGUUCUUCCAGAGCAACCCCGUCAACGGCCACCAAGGCAGCUUUCCGUGGACCAACCCAGAGUUGAGAGACCUUCAGAGACUGAACUUCCGAGGCCAAGAGGAGGAGGAGGAGCCGGACUGCAAUGGCAUAGACUUCUACUCGCAAGCCCCCCUAAACGAAAGACCAAAGGCAAAUGACUGUGAUCCUGACAGCAACCCAGCCAUGUGGCUGGACAGAGAGGAGGAGGAGGCGGCGGCUCCUGGCUCCUUGUUUUCACCUUCUCAGAACGGACAUUACAGCGGCCGCGGCCCGCCCACACCGGGAGAAGAGGAGGGGACCCCGGGGGGGCCUCUGGACCAGCAGGAAGCCGGCGACUCCCCCAGCUUCGUUCCUGCUGGAGCGGAGACGGAGGAUGAUGCGAGGGAGGUGGAUGGCUUGGCUGCUAGCGCCCUGCUGCAGCAAAUGAUCAAUUCCGUGGGGAGACAGCAGCUCGGGGAGGACGACCGAAAGGAUGAUGAUGGGGUCAUGGAUUAUUACUUGAAAUAUUUCGGCAGUUCGAACGAGGGCGAUGUCUAUCCGUCCUGGUCCCAGAAGGUGGAGAAGAAGAUCAGGGCAAAAGCAUUCCAAAAGUGCCCCAUCUGCGAGAAGGUGAUCCAGGGGGCUGGCAAGCUGCCGCGCCACAUCCGCACCCACACCGGGGAGAAGCCCUACGAGUGCAACAUCUGCAAAGUCCGAUUCACCAGGCAGGACAAGCUGAAGGUUCACAUGAGGAAACACACGGGGGAGAAGCCGUACCUGUGCCAGCAGUGCGGCGCCGCUUUCGCUCACAACUACGACUUGAAGAACCACAUGCGCGUCCACACCGGCCUGCGGCCCUACCAGUGCGACAGCUGCUUCAAGACUUUCGUCCGCUCCGACCACUUGCACAGGCACCUUAAAAAAGAUGGAUGCAACGGUAUUCCAUCCAGGAGGGGCCGUAAACCCCGGGUGAGAGAUGCCGGGGGUCUGCCUACCACCCCUACGGGGAACCCCGAAGAUGGAAGCUUUCAAGCCGGUGGGGAGAGUCAAGAAUCAGAGGACACCCCGCAGAGGAACGGCCAGGAGCAGCAGCACUUUGAGGAUAAUUCAAAUAAUGAAGCAUCAGGAUUGAAUGUAGCAGGAGGGUCGUCUGAGGGUAACACGCAAGGACUCUCCUAAACCAAAAAACAAAGUGUCACAAAAUCUAGUUAGUACUUUUCCUCCGAUUUUUCUCUUUAAAGAUGUUUCUCUCCCUUUUUUAAAAAAAAAAAACAGAAAAAAAUAUAUAUAUAUAUUAUGUUUCCAAUCUUCCCAUCGUAAGCAGGGCUCCCCCGAGGAUCCCUCAGCAGCCAAGGACCUUUUCUUGGAAAGGCAGAUGCUAGGAAGCGCGGGGUGGGGAUGGAAAGUGGCUCUGUCACAUGGAAAAGAGCUUCCAUGUAAAUCCAAAGCUUUAUUUUGUGUCCAAACACACGUUAAAAAAAAAAAAAACAAACCA
Messenger RNA from Pygoscelis adeliae (Adelie penguin), 1968 nucleotides. It is a transcript of the gene ZBTB7A, whose product is annotated as zinc finger and BTB domain containing 7A. The record is from RefSeq and is a predicted model, not a curated record. Gene Ontology annotation, molecular function: protein binding; RNA polymerase II cis-regulatory region sequence-specific DNA binding; DNA-binding transcription factor activity, RNA polymerase II-specific. Gene Ontology annotation, biological process: regulation of transcription by RNA polymerase II. NCBI's taxonomy places the organism in Eukaryota, Metazoa, Chordata, Aves, Sphenisciformes, Spheniscidae.